Molecule: messenger RNA, 1738 nt
Organism: Mya arenaria
Lineage: Eukaryota; Metazoa; Mollusca; Bivalvia; Myida; Myidae
Exons: 4
Coding region: 140-1123 (327 amino acids)
Cellular component (GO): extracellular region
Molecular function (GO): chitin binding
Source: RefSeq, a predicted model, not a curated record
GCUAGGCUUACUAUAUCGAGGACUGUACUUUUGAAAAAGCAUUAAAAUUACAUGCUUUACAAUAUUAAAAGCAUUUAUAUAUUCCGGUAUAAUUCAUAAACUGUAAUAUACUAAACAAAACGUUAUUGAUAGCAAAACAAUGAUUGGAUAUAUCACAGCGUUGUAUGCUUUGGCCGCCGCAACAUUAGUCGCUGCUGGCCAAAACGAACUCGUGCAAUGCACCCCGGGUGAAUAUAAGAUCAUCGGAAAGGCCGACUGUACCGGCUACUACUUGUGUGUGUUCGGGAAUCCCGUUGAGAUGCCACCUUGUCCUCCUGGCUCUGUGUUCAGCUCCAGCUCUAACGUUUGUGUUCCUAAAAGUUCUAUUUACGAUGACUGCAAGAAAACAACCGAUGGAAGCGGCAGCCACAUAACCGAAUCGCCAGAUCAAGGGCACCUUAGUCCAGUGGAACGAUGUAACAGGGACGGUAAUGGCGUGUUCCACCACCCAACCGAAUGCCAAGCCUUCUACAACUGUAGUGUCCGUUACACUCCAGAGAUUCCCCGAUUCUUUGAACAACACCUUGUUGAAUGUCCCUACCCUCAGCUGUUCAACAAAGAGACCAAACAAUGUGACCAUUUUGAGAAUGUCAAAUGUGGAACCAGGACGGAAUUCAAGGAUGGGUGUCAAUACAAAAGCAAUAUGUGCGGCGGUUCCCAUUGUAUUCCUUGUAACGUCCGCCUACCAAGCUGUGAAGGUAAACGUGACGGAAUUAACGUCCACCCAGUCAAACUAUGGACCCCAUUCUACGUCGUUUGUUACAAGGAGCGCACAGUCAAGGAAGACCGAUGCAAAGUUGACGAAAACGGCCGAACACAGUUGUUCCAUCCGGAAAAGAACGAAUGCGUUUCAUUGGAUAUGAUUCCUCGAGAACACGGCGGGAUGAUGCCCGAGUGCGGUACGAAAGUAGACGGAUUUUAUCUGGACGAUUUCGGACGAUGUGAUCGUUACGUUCAUUGUCAGGGAGGGAAAUACAUUGGCACGAUUAAAUGUGCUGUUGGAGAAGCGUUCGAUGACACGAAAGGCGGAUGCGUUCCGGAAGAAAAAGCAUGUGGACCCUGUGGGAAACUCGACCAUUGCUAAACAAGUUGCUUGUAUGAUGGUGAAAACGAUAUAAAGAAAGACGAAGUCAGGAAUCGCCAAGACCAUCAUUAGCUGUGAUUUUCAUUAAGGACGUGAUCACGUUACGUAAGGUCUCGUGAUAACAUUUGCUAAAUUGAACGUGAUAUUUUAACAGAUUGUUCCAAUGAGCCUUCUAAAAAUCUGCCAAAUUUUGAGCAUUCAUUUUAGUUUCAUUUUUAUGAGAAAAUGUUUAUUUCCCGACGUUUAUGUAUAUUUCGUCAUGUAAAAUGUUUGUUUUAUAAGUUUGCCCGAAUGUAUCAAUCAUUGAAAGUGUGCCUCUUUAACUCUGUGAUAUUUAUAUUAGUUCGGAUAUAAUCUUAAAUAAUACCUUAUCUAUCAAUGUAUGCAGCAUGGACAGUGAUUCAAGUAAAGUGAAACGUUAGCUGACAUUUAUCAGAUGGUGUGAAAAUCAGAACAGAAUAAGAUAUUUAAAACACUAUAUAUUUUAAUACGAUGCAUAAUAAAAACAUGAAAUAUGAAACAUUAUUUGAAAACAGAUUGUGUAAAAUCGUUAUACUAUCAAUGAUUUUGCUAUGUGCAGUGAAUUUGAAAUCCAUUUAUUUUAUUUUUAAUAAA